GUCCAAUUUAAAAUUCUGGGAGGACACAGUGAUACUGUGAGCUCCUGCCAUUUUUGCUUUGAAGACACAAAAAUACUUUCAUGCUCUUACGAUAGAACAAUGAAGCUCUGGGAUGUUGAGAAAGGUUUUCCUAUUCAAGUUUUUGAAGAAGAACACACCGCCCCAAUUUCUGAGUGCAACCUGACUGCUGAUGACAAAAGAGUGGUAACAUCAUCAUAUGAUAACACUGUCAAGGCUUGGGAUAUGGAAACAGGAAAGAGGCUUUGGACAGUAGAACAUGGAGGCAUUGUAACUUCAUGUAAUAUUUCUUGUGAUGGUAGAUAUGUGGUAUCUAGUUCAGACAAAGAAAAUGACAUACAUGUUUUUGAUGCAAUGAGUGCAACAGUAGUGGCACGUAUCCAAGGUCAUCACAAAAGUACAAUCACAAGAUGUUGUCUUGACCCUGAUAACCAAAGAGUGACUUCAGUAUCAUAUGAUAAGACUAUAAAGCUAUGGGAUAUGAUAACACAAUCCACUUCAAUUACAAUUAAUGAGGGACACAGCAAUGCUAUCUCAGAUUGCUGCUUUACCUCUGAUGGUCAUUACUUAUGCACAGCAUGGGACAAAAGCUUAAAAAUAUGGGACAUAAAGACAGGAGAAUUCCAGUGUCAUGAACCUGUUUCCUUGAACCAAGGGCAUGAGGGUUCUGUUAGUUCCUGCCUUUUUAGCCAAGAUGCAUCACUUGUUGUGUCUGGUGGAUAUGACAAAUCUAUAGCUAUAUGGGAUACAGAGGCAGGCUAUAAAAAGCUAAGCUUAAAGGGUCAUUGGGACUGGGUGACAGAUGUUGCAAUUAGCAAAAACAAUAAAUGGAUUCUUUCAGCCUCAAAGGAUUCUACUUUGAGAUUGUGGAAUAUUGAAAAGAUGGAUCAUAUUGCUUCAGUGAUAGAAAGCAGAAAAGCAAGUGGCUCAAAAAUUGCUCAGUGUGAAGAAUGUGAAAAACCUUUCUUAUGCCUGCCAUGUAGUGACUCUGAAAUUAUGUCCAAGUGUGUAUUCUGUCGUCUGUCUUCUCCAGUGAGAAAAAAUUUGUCAUUCCCACCUUCUGUUUCUCCUGAUUUUUAA
Messenger RNA from Balearica regulorum gibbericeps (East African grey crowned-crane), 1098 nucleotides. NCBI's taxonomy places the organism in Eukaryota, Metazoa, Chordata, Aves, Gruiformes, Gruidae. The record is from RefSeq and is a predicted model, not a curated record.